AUGCAGACUGAAGAGGAUGUGGUGUCCAUGGCUGACUCCACCAUCACUGUGGAGGACAUCGAGGGAGAGCUGUUCAAAAUCGAGAGGAUAAAGGACGCGUUGGUCCGGAAAGAGUCUGAGCUCAGAUAUAUGAUGGACGACAUCCAGCUGUGUAAGGAGAUCACAAGACUCAAAAAAGAGCUCCAGAAAUUCGUUUCCAUCCCGGACAAAGACAAGUCGAAUGAGGACAGACAGCGUGAGGAAGAACUUCUUCAGCAGAUCCAGAAGCUGGUGGAGACACGGGACUUUCUAGUGGACGACAUGGAGUUUGAGAGGCUCAGAGAGCGAGAGGAGGACAAAGAGAUGGCUGACUUCCUACAGACCAAGAUUCCCGACAGAAGCAGCAUGAAAACUCACAACAAGAACAGAAGAAUGACGUCCAGAGCCCAGCAGACCUCGUCUCCUUACGUGACCAAGACCGGUGUCACCCUGCUGAAAGAGUGCUGCGGCUUCACCUGCUCCAUCAUGUAGAUGCCUGAAUGGAAAACAGCCCUCAGAUCCGUGACUCAGCACAAUCUUUCCAAGCACUCUUUCACGUUACAUUUCAGAACAGCCGGCAGUGCACGAGCGUCAAACUGAUGUUCAUAUUAUGCAGAAUUAUUGCAUUAACCUAAUCAAGGAGCCUUCCAGAAUUAGCAGUGUGAUAAGAUGGUAUGCACAGUGUAGCUUUAAUUCACUGUUACCUGUAAUAUUGUUUUAUACUAUGGAAGUCAAUGUGAACCAACAAGUUUUUCUAAUGAUGGUGUAUAAUGAAACCACAGAGAUUGCCAGAAGGUGUGCUUACUAAUUAGGUGAAUGUGCACCUUUGCUUCUGACUUCUGCCUUCUUCAUCUUCACUUUUAACUACGAUGUUGAUGAAAGUCGUAUAGCUUUGUGGUGCCCAGUUUAUCUUGACAGUUUAUAAAUGCAGUUUUAUUUCUAUUUGACCCAAUUUGAGUUGUUUUUCAAUCUGAAUAAGGAAAUGCCUCUGUCUUUCUCCACUGCCGUGUGCUUUAGUAUUGAUAACAAAUCAUUUGUAUUUAUCUACAAAUUGUGCACACUACUGUUCAAGAGUUUGGGGUCAAAAAAACAUCAACUUUAUUUAGCAAGAUGCAACAAAUUUAUCAAAAUAUUUACAAUGUGAUAUUUCAAAGACAAUUCACAGUUUCUAUAAAAGUACAAACAGUUUUCGACUGUUUCUUGAGCAGCAAAUCAGCACAUCAGACUGAUUUCUGAAGGAUCAUGUGACACUGAAGACUGGAAAAUACAGCUUUAAUGAAUUACAAUUUAAAUAUAUAUAUUCAAAUAGAAAAUGGCUACUUUAAACUAUAAUAUUUCACGACUGUUUACGUUGUUGUACUGUAUUGAAAGAGCUUUGGUGAGCAUUCGUUCAAAAACAUGAAUUAAUCAACCGACCCCGAACAUCUGAAUGGUAGUGCAUUUGUGAUGCAUUGUUUUGACUAAAAUGUUUGUGCAAAUAAUUAAAAAGUAUUUUAUCUUAAAAAAAAAAAAAAGAAUCCAAAUUGUGAAACUGGUGAGAAAUGUGCAGCAACAAAAUCUUGAAAUCUAAAGCUGACAGAUAAUACUUGACAUGUAUUAUGCUGCUCAGCCGUGCAGGGUUUUAUUUGUGCUGAUGCUUCUAAUGUUGUUUUCAUGUAUCUAAAUGAUAUU
Molecule: messenger RNA, 1689 nt
Organism: Carassius auratus (goldfish)
Lineage: Eukaryota; Metazoa; Chordata; Actinopteri; Cypriniformes; Cyprinidae
Exons: 6
Coding region: 1-510 (169 amino acids)
Source: RefSeq, a predicted model, not a curated record